GCACGUCGUGUGCUUGCGCUCGAAGUUGGUGCGGAGCAAGAAGCAGGUGGCUUUCCGCGCCAUAAACGGGCAGUUCCCGAUGAUCAACGUGCCGUGGGACUCGACCAGGGACCCGCCCGACGCUGGAGAUCUGCAUGUCGUCGAGGUCUUAGAUUGGAGGGGCGACAACUUACCUCGCGGUCGGCACGUCAAGAAGCUGGGGAUGCAAGCCAGGGAGACGGACGAGAGCAUCAUGCAGGCGGUCAAGAUCUCCCUCAACCUGUGCGAUUGGGAGGACGACUCCGGCUUUCAAGUGCCCGCGCCCAACGUUCAAGGAGAGUUCGUACAGGCACGUUCGCGCGGCCGUCCGAGAAAGGACCUCCGAGACAAGCACACGGUCAUCUGCAUCGAGCGGGAGGGGUGGCCGGCCAGCAUGGCCUUCUCGGUGCCGUUGUCGCAAGAGGGCGAGAAGGAGGUGUGCAUUCACGUGGUUGACGUCAACGAGUCC
Molecule: messenger RNA, 487 nt
Organism: Prorocentrum cordatum
Lineage: Eukaryota; Dinophyceae; Prorocentrales; Prorocentraceae
Source: the annotation of a GenBank genome assembly